Terrapene triunguis (Three-toed box turtle) is the source of this 3722-nucleotide messenger RNA. It is a transcript of the gene POMT2, whose product is annotated as protein O-mannosyltransferase 2. Gene Ontology annotation, molecular function: mannosyltransferase activity. Gene Ontology annotation, cellular component: membrane. Gene Ontology annotation, biological process: protein O-linked glycosylation. The record is from RefSeq and is a predicted model, not a curated record. Bases 81 to 2330 code for a protein of 749 amino acids. The transcript is spliced from 21 exons. Lineage: Eukaryota; Metazoa; Chordata; Testudines; Emydidae.
CUACGGCCCGGACUCCCUUUCCCUUGGUGCCGUGCGCGGUGGUGCCCGGCCGCCGGCGCCUCCCUCGUGUCGGGGCGCGGAUGACGCUGGCGGCGGGGUGCUGCCAGGCCGAGUCGGGCCCGCGCUGCGGGGGGCUCCGGCAGCGGCGACCCCGCAGGCCGGCCAGUGAGCCGAGCCGUCCCUCUCCUCUUCCGCGGGCCUGGGCUCCCCUGGAGGCUCCAGUCGGAGUCUGGGCCCCGCUGGCCUUCGUCACCCUCCUCAGCUUCGCCUCCCGCUUCUACCGCCUGUCCGAGCCGCCGCACGUCUGUUGGGAUGAAACUCAUUUUGGGAAGAUGGGAAGUUACUACAUUAACCGGACCUUCUUCUUUGACGUCCACCCACCUCUGGGGAAGGUGAACAGCUCUCAUCAGAUGCUGAUAGGACUUGCUGGGUACCUGAGCGGAUACAAUGGCACGUUUCCUUUCCAAAAGCCAGGGGACAGAUAUGAGCAUCAUAACUACAUAGGAAUGAGAGGGUUCUGUGCAUUUCUAGGCUCGUGCCUAGUUCCCUUCGCCUACCUCACAGUGCUGGAGCUGUCCAAGUCACUGUCUGCAGCAUUACUUGCAGCCUCCAUCCUGAUUUUUGAUACAGGCUGCAUUACUCUGUCCCAGUACAUCCUGCUUGACCCCAUUCUGAUGUUCUUUCUUAUGGGAGCUGUGCUGAGUAUGGUCAAGUAUAACUCCUGUGCAGAUAGGCCGUUUUCUGCCUCCUGGUGGUUCUGGCUGAGUCUGACUGGGAUCAACCUCGCUGGAGCGAUAGGGGUGAAGUUUGUUGGCCUCUUUGUAGUCCUAUUGGUUGGACUGAACACAGUUUAUGAUCUUUGGGAGUUGCUGGGGGACAUCAGCCUGUCACUGGUCACACUAGGGAAACACUUGCUGGCUCGUGUAUUCUGCCUCAUCCUGCUGCCACUCGCGCUCUACACAGCUCAGUUUGCUGUUCACUUUGCAGUGUUAAAUAAAAGUGGGCCCGGGGAUGGUUUUUUCAGCUCUGCCUUUCAGUCCCGACUGAUUGGGAACAAUCUUCACAAUGUCUCCGUUCCAGAGCACCUGGCCUAUGGUUCUGUGAUCACAAUGAAGAACCUUCGGAUGGCAGGGGGGUACCUUCAUUCACACUGGCACUUGUACCCCGAGGGUGUGGGGGCUCGUCAGCAGCAGGUCACUGCCUAUUUACACAAGGACUUGAACAACCUGUGGGUUAUAAAGAAACAUGAUUCCAACACAGCAGAUCAUUUAGAUCCUUCCUGCUCUGUGGAGUUUGUGAGGCAUGGAGAUGUUAUUCGGCUGGAGCACAAAGAGACUUCUAGAAAUCUUCACAGUCACCAGCAUGAGGCCCCCAUGACAAGGAAGCACCUUCAGGUCACUGGAUACGGAAUAAAUGGAACAGGAGAUGCCAACGAUUUUUGGCGGAUUGAGGUGGUGGGCAGGAAGGCUGGGAAACGCAUUAAAGUCCUACGGAGUCAGAUCCGACUGACCCAUCUGGCCACAGGAUGCAUACUUGGGUCCUCUGGGAAGACGCUGCCAAAAUGGGGCUGGGAACAGGUGGAAGUCACCUGCACUCCAUAUGUGAAGGAGACUCCCAAUGCCCUUUGGAAUGUUGAAGAUCACAUCAACCCCAAGUUGCCUAAUAUCAGUCUGGAUGUUCUGAAACCCUCCUUCCCAGAGAUUCUCCUGGAGUCCCACAUGGUUAUGAUCCGGGGAAACAGUGGCCUCAAACCAAAGGAGAAUGAAGUCACAUCCAAGCCUUGGCACUGGCCCGUCAACUACCAGGGCCUGCGUUUCUCUGGAGUCAACGAAACAGAUUAUCGAGUUUAUUUGCUGGGGAACCCGGUGGUCUGGUGGCUGAAUCUGGUCACUAUUGGAUUGUACCUUCUAAUGGCAACUUGCGCUAUUGUGGCCAUGAAGAGGGGAGUUCAGCUGACAGCUGAAUUCAAAGAGCUCUCUGAAGUCUUGCUACAUAGUGGAGGGAAGAUCAUGCUGGGCUGGCUCCUCCAUUACCUCCCUUUCUUCAUGAUGGGCAGAGUCCUCUACUUUCAUCAUUACUUUCCUGCCAUGCUUUUCUCUAGCAUGUUGACAGGAAUUACAUGGGACACGUUGCUGAAGUUCUGUGCUGGGCGCUUGUCCUGCUCCAUGGGGAGGAGGGUGUAUACAUAUGGGACGCUGGCACUAAUGUUGCUCAUUGUGUACAGCUUCUACCUCUUCCAUCCUCUGUCCUAUGGGAUGGUGGGACCUAUGGCUUCAGAUCCCAACAGCCCAAUGGCAGGGCUCAGGUGGCUGGAAUCAUGGGAGUUCUAGAGCCAGCGGCAGGAGGCAGCCUGGAACAAGGGAAUAAGAAACACAAGAAGUAUCAAGUGUCAAGCUGACUCUUGGGCACUUUGAGUCAAAUUGCUGUGAAGCACCACUCUGGAGAACUUCGGAGAAUCUGCUCCCCAUAGUAGCCCAUUGUCUCAUCACUGGUUUGCACAGUCUGAGUCUUGGCAGAGGAUGACCACAAGAAAGACCCUCUGAGUAAGACUCCAGCCAUAGGUCCAGUAGAUUCUAUUUCCGAGGCCAGAUACUGCUCAGAAAGAAGACCUGGGUCCUCCGAGCAAUGUGUCUUAGAAUUUUUGCAGUCAUACUUUGGCCUUGCUUUGGCCUGUCUAGCAGCCACACUGGUGUGAUUUGGAGGAGUAUGUGUUUAUAUCUGUUGGAGGGUGAGGUUGCACACGUCUGUCUUUGUCUCUGUUCAUAUGAAAAUCACUUGAUUGCAGGAAAGAACUGACUGUAGAAAGCACAGUGUCCUGAGACAUUAAGGAUCUUUUCAUAUUUAAUAACUUUUAUUAGUGGUGUUUUAUAUAUAUUUUGGAGAAUGUCUGGGAACCGCCCUGUCCUAGCCAUUUGCAUUUCACUGAUCUGAUGCUGUGUUUCUAGUACCUGGCCGAACUGAAAGUCUCUCAGUGGCUUGAACCCUCCAUAAGCCAUUGUGCCUUGCCUGUCUCCCAGGCCCUUUGCAAACAGAAGGAUUGUUUAUCCUUGCAUAUCCCCUUGCUUUCAGGCCACCUGUAACCACUUAUAAUAAUCACUGUGUAGCUACCUGGCAAACCUCAUGACAGCUCAGAGCCAGACAGUUCCAGUUCAUCAGUCUUGCAAUUCUGCCACAAGCUGCUAAGACGCUCCAAAGAUAAUUACAGUGAGAGCAGCAAGUUUCUUUUAUUGCUUGUCUUGGGUUCUUUGAUGGAAGGGCCAGCCUCUUUGGGGAUGCACAGAUAGGGAACCCUUGCUGACAGCUGUCAUUCAUCCUUUGAUACCAGCAGUUCUACUGCCAGUAACUCUGCGUUGUGUGAGGAAGCUAAGACUUAGCAGUCACUGGAAUCUGCAAAGCCUGCUGCUAGUUCUGGGGUAUUUAACCACUAAUAUUCCUCUGCUGAAGGCAGGUUUCUUCUAAUGGGAAACUGCACUUCUUGUUACUAUGAUAAACUGCCAGGCAAAUGAGAAGCGGGGAGUGGAGGGAGAGAGAGAAAGCAGAACAAAAACUCUUUGCUUGUCUGGUGAAGAGAGCUCUCUGAUGCUGAAUCCAUCCCUUCCCAGGCAGUGGGGGUGGGUGGGAAGGGACCUGGUCCUCAAACAGGUGUGGGGAAGCUUUUUAAUGAGGUAUCUAUUCCUUUCUUCCUUCCUCCAAAUGUUCCUUUUGUUCCACUUCUUUCCCCU